Molecule: messenger RNA, 2686 nt
Organism: [Torrubiella] hemipterigena
Lineage: Eukaryota; Fungi; Ascomycota; Sordariomycetes; Hypocreales; Clavicipitaceae
Source: the annotation of a GenBank genome assembly
CACUGUUCCAAUGUGCCUUCCACAGCUUCCAUUUGUUUAGCAUCGAAUCCGGAGGUAGUUGAAGCGACCGCCUUGUCGAGCUGCUUUUGCAAGUGCUUGCGGAGUUUGAUGGCGUGGCUAUGGAAGCAGCGGUUAGAUAUUGAACAUAGACUUGGAGGAUUGUUGUUUUUUGGUAACAUAUACUCGCUACAGCAUAUCGUUAUGUGUCUCUCCUAUAGGUAGAACUUACUGCCAUGCUUGCGCUGCAGGAGACGAAGUAGCCAUUGCGACAAGAUCUGGCGCUUAACGGAGGGAUAUGUCCUUGCAGCUAGAGAAGCUGCCUAAGCGACAAUAAUAGACGGAUAUCAGCGACAGUGUCGAAUCAUAAUCUCUGAAGUUCAAUAUGCCUCGAAGCCUGGCAUUUCAAAAGGCGUUUGUUCAGCUGCAGUGGCUGCGAGGUAGUCGUUGGGGCGAGGAUCGUGGCAGGCCAGCGAAGCAGCGACACAUUGGCAAAGGUGACAGGAGCGUAUGUGCGAGAGCGGGCUGGCAGACAGGUGAGUGGCAAGUGAUCUGACAAGCAGUUAUUGUCCUCGGCUGGUCAGUCUGGCGUGUUGGUGGGCGGUUGAAGGUAGCGCGUGCGCAAGUGGUGAGCGGCGGGUGAAGCGAGCCCCUCUAGGGAACCUAGUGAAGAAAUUCUAGUGCCUGUUUGCCAAUGAGUCAGCUGGCCGGUGGCGGUUUGGCCAGCAGAGAGCGGCGGCUGUAGUCGGGUGCGACACUGUUUUUAAAGAGAAAAUAUAUUAUUUCAAGAAUGAAAUAUAUUUCACGCUAACAAGAUGUGGUAUUGCAGAAACAGAAAAUACACCUCACCUCUGUGAAGAAGAGAAAAAAAAGAAAAGCAUACUCUAUAUAUGCAGACAUGCCAAACACUCGUCCCCCACUUACACCAGGCAUCACCGCAAAAGCUGGGCUACCACUCAACCCGACAGCUCCACGCAAUCCCGCCAAAACACUAAAGCAACCACUAAGCCGGUCUUGUUGCAAGCAAAAGACCCAUAUCGCCUUUCACUAUAUUCAAGCCCGCUUUUCAACUUCAUCUGCCUCGGGAAGCCAGGCUCUGGCUCUGCCUAAACCAAAAAUCUAGUUCAAGACGACUCAGACGACGGCGCGGACAGCAUCGAGCCGCAACCGACCGUCUCUUCCGAUUCACAACGCGCAGCAAAGAUUGUUGGGCUUGAUUCUGCCAUCGACGACUCAGAAGCCGCGGCUAUCGUCAUGCGUUGCUCCUUACCGCCUCAUAAAGAACCCCUCGCCUUUCGCACAUAUCCAGAAUACGAAGCGCAUUACCACAGCUUUCACUUAAACCGCUGCAUUGAAUGCCGCAAGAACUUUCCCAGUAAUCACCUUUUAGGGGUUCAUAUAGAGGAGUGUCACGAUCCUCUUGUACGAGUGAAGAGAGAGCAAGGAGAACGUACAUUCUCGUGUUUUGUGGAGGGAUGCGAUCGCAAAUGUUCGACUCACCAAAAGCGGCGAAUGCAUCUUAUAGAUAAACACAUGUACCCGAAAAAUUACUUCUUUGGCGUUACAAAGGACGGAAUCGACGGCCGCCGGUCGUUGAUCAACGAUGGAGGUCACCGCCGGCGGCGUUCCUCAGCAGCAUCACAAACUGGGGCCAAGACACGACCUAAUGAAACCCAAUCAGCUGCCUCGAAGAAUUCCUUGAAGCCUCAAGAUCUACCUGAGGAAGAAUCUACUGAAAAAAUGAGCAUUGAUCCAGAAGUGGAGGAUAUCACAGGUGCCAUGUCGGCUUUGAACUUUGUUCCUCCAAGCGUUCGAUUUGGGCGCGGGCGUGCCGGAUUCGCCAAAUCAUGAGAAGCACGAGACAUGAUUGAAGACGUAAUGAAUGAAUGACCAAAUGAAUGAGUAUAAAAUAGAAUAUAUUACUUUUUGGAUAUAGCCAAUCCUUUGCCGUUUCAUAAGUCGCUAGCCAAAAUAAAGAAACAAAUCACCGAACGCCAUCUCAUAUGCAUUAUCCUGUCCCGAUAUGCUUUGUAAUACAUGUCGCCCUUAAUCGCCAGUGGCACAUCCUCUGCAGCCGCAGCUUACACAUUCUAGGUCGUGGUCGUCUUUAAAGUCGGCUCGAGGCACGCGACAAACGCAAGUACUGCUAAAGUUGGUCUCCUUGGUCUGAACACAGCGAAGGCAGCAGAGCUAAAGACAUAGGGUUAGUAUUCAUUAUCCAGAUUAUAGUUGUACGAUAGCCUAGCGUACCUUUUCAUAACCCGACUUCUUCCACUUGGCAAUGAGCAUCGCAUCGGCGUAACCAUUCUUCAGCAGCCACUCGUAGAGCUUCUUGCUGAUGGCUUCCUUUUCGUAAUAUAAAUCGUAGAUGUAGCGGCUGCGCUGAUGUGUAAUCUGGAAGAUCUCCCAUUGCGCCUUGUGUUUCGGCCCUGGGGGUGGCGGCUUGUUCUGGGCAUCCUUCAUCUUGUUCGCAAAGAUCAAUAAAUCGUCUUCGAUGUCGCUGAAGCCUUCAGGUGGCGGCUUGCGCUUGGAGGCAUGUCGAAUAGCAGGCAUGAUGCACGCUUCAGCUGAAAAUGGCGCGGUGUAGCUGAAAGAAUUGUUCUCUUCGCUUCGCAAGGGUGGAAAAACAAGUCGAUGGUUGGAACAAGGAGGGAAAAUAUUCUUGGACGCGAGGCAAGAAAUGUUUCGA